CCCCCGGCCCGGUCGCAUGGACUCGGUGCUGCGCAGCGCCCGCCGCUUCCCCCCGCGUCUGCUGCGGGCGGCGUCGGGCCCGGCCAUGCAGCAGCCCGAGGGCGGCGGGGGCUGGCUGGGCGCGCUGCGCUUCGAUAACCUGGCUCUGCGCUCGCUGCCCGUGGACGCCUCGGAGGAGGGCGGCCCGCGGAUCGUGCCCGGCGCCUGCUUCGCUCGGGUGCGGCCCAGCCCGCUGCAGAACCCGCGGCUCGUGGCCAUGUCGCUGCCGGCGCUGGCGCUGCUGGGGCUGGAGGCGCCCGCGGCCGACCCGGCGGCGGCGGAGGCCGAGGCCGCGCUGUUCUUCAGCGGGAACCGGGUGCUGGCGGGCGCGGAGCCCGCGGCGCACUGCUACUGCGGCCACCAGUUCGGCAGCUUCGCGGGGCAGCUGGGCGACGGCGCCGCCAUGUACCUGGGCGAGGUGCUGGGCCCGCGGGGCGAGCGCUGGGAGAUCCAGCUCAAGGGCGCCGGCAUCACCCCCUUUUCCCGCCAAGCUGACGGCCGGAAAGUGCUGCGGUCGAGCAUUCGGGAGUUCCUGUGCAGCGAGGCCAUGUUUCACCUGGGAAUACCAACAACACGGGCUGGCACCUGCGUGACGUCCGACUCCAAAGUCGUUCGUGACAUAUUUUAUGAUGGGAAUCCAAAAAAUGAAAGGUGUACAGUUGUUCUGAGAAUAGCCUCUACAUUUAUAAGAUUUGGCUCUUUUGAAAUUUUUAAACCCCCUGAUGAAUACACUGGACGCAAGGGUCCCAGUGUUAACCGGAAUGAUAUUCGAAUACAGAUGCUUGAUUAUGUGAUCAGCACUUUCUACCCAGAAAUCCAGGAGGCUUAUUCAGACAACACUAUUCAGAGGAAUGCUGCUUUCUUCAAAGAGAAAAGUCCUUUCUUUCAGAUAACCAAACGGACAGCGAGAUUGGUUGCUGAAUGGCAGUGUGUGGGGUUUUGCCAUGGCGUGCUGAAUACAGAUAACAUGAGCAUUGUUGGACUGACCAUUGACUAUGGCCCUUUUGGGUUUAUGGACAGGUAUGACCCUGAGCACAUUUGCAAUGGUUCUGAUAAUACAGGGCGCUAUGCUUACAACAAACAGCCAGAGAUUUGCAAGUGGAACCUGGGGAAACUUGCUGAAGCUUUAGUUCCAGAGCUGCCCUUGGAAAUAAGCCAACUGAUCCUGGAAGAGGAAUAUGAUGCAGAAUUUGAGAAACACUAUUUGCAGAAGAUGAGAAAAAAACUAGGCUUAAUCCAGCUGGAAUUAGAAGAAGAUAGUAAGCUGGUGUCUGAACUGCUUGAAACCAUGCAUCUCACAGCUGGAGACUUCACAAAUAUUUUUUACUUGCUGAGUUCAUUCUCAGUAGACAUUGAUCCUUCAAAAUUUGAAGAUUUCUUAGAAGAGCUUACAAGUCAGUGUGCUUCUGUGGAAGAACUGAAAAUUGUUUUUAAACCACAGAUGGAUCCACGACAACUGUCAAUGAUGCUGAUGUUAGCUCAGUCUAAUCCUCAGCUGUUUGCAUUAAUUGGAACAAAGGAUAGUAUAAAUAAAGAAUUGGAACGCAUUGAACAGCUCUCUAAACUGCAGCAGUUAACAGCAGAUGAUUUACGUAGCAGAAAUAAAGGACACUGGAAGGAAUGGCUGGAGAAAUACAGAGUCCGUUUGCAAAAAGAAAUAGAAAGUGUUGGUAAUGCUGAUGCCUGGAACACUGAGCGUGUGAAAGUCAUGAAUUCAAACAAUCCAAAAUAUAUCUUGAGAAAUUACAUUGCCCAGAAUGCCAUAGAAGCAGCUGAAAAUGGGGAUUUCUCAGAGGUAAGAAAUGUACUGAAACUUUUAGAACAUCCAUUCCAAGAAGCAGAAGGUUUGCAGGAGGUAAAGGAAGAUGCAGAAGAGGAAGGAGCAACUGCUACAGCAGCUGUUUGUUCUCAAGAGACCAGAAGCAGACAGCCAUAUUGCAGCAAACCUCCGCUGUGGGCUUCGGAGCUCUGUGUUACGUGAUCUUCAUAACCGCCUUGUUUUGUUUUUUGCUGUGAACUGAAGACUCUGAUCCUCCUUCAGCAGUGAAGAAUUCAGCAAGGCAAACAUCAAAGUGCUAUUAAGUUAUUGAAACAGCACUACAUUUGGAUGCAUCUACAGCGGUCUUCAGCUGUGCUUAAUUUGAAGCAAUUGUGGAUCAUUGGAACAAACCAGUGACAAUCAACAGCCUAUACACAUCAGUAAUAUAAAUGUUUAAAGACCCAAAGUCUUUUCUUUAUCCUCACUAGUAAAGUUAAGUAAAAAGCAGCAUUUUAUGUUGAGGCAGGCUGAACUUGAAACAUCCAAAUGGAGUUGUUGUUAUGUGAAGACAAAAAUAGCAAGUCAGGAAUCUGAUCUGUUUUUGUCUGAUGUCUUAACUAAUAGUACUUCUUAAUACUUGUUUACUACUCUCUCUAUGCAGAAACUUAUAGUCUUCUUUAAUGGAGGAAUAGAUUCAGUGUUGCUUGUUUGAACUAUGUUUCAUGUAAUUAAGUAGUUAAUUUCUUGUGAACCCUCAGAUUGGUAUUAAAUCAAUAUCUAUUUUCUGA
Messenger RNA from Parus major (Great Tit), 2586 nucleotides. It is a transcript of the gene SELENOO, whose product is annotated as selenoprotein O. The record is from RefSeq and is a predicted model, not a curated record. The transcript is spliced from 9 exons. Lineage: Eukaryota; Metazoa; Chordata; Aves; Passeriformes; Paridae.